This is a messenger RNA of Herpailurus yagouaroundi (jaguarundi), 2470 nucleotides long. RefSeq names its product LRP2 binding protein (gene LRP2BP). The record is from RefSeq and is a predicted model, not a curated record. The transcript is spliced from 13 exons. Lineage: Eukaryota; Metazoa; Chordata; Mammalia; Carnivora; Felidae. Gene Ontology annotation, molecular function: protein binding. Bases 594 to 1640 code for a protein of 348 amino acids.
GGGCCCGAGUCUCACCUCUGGGUUGCAGUCAAGCAACAGCAUUCUCCACCUAAAGCAGAGGACGAGAGGCCCUGGGAGAGCAGAGCGGCGGGGCAGGCGCUGCGGACUGGCAGAUGUGUCUCCAGAAGGAGGAUGCCAUUUAGAGUGAGUGUUUAUAAAAAAUGUUGGAUGAUGACGAAGUGACCGAAUGAAUGCAAGAUAUGUGGACUGAGUCUUGAAAGACCCUCUCUGACUCUUCUUUCAAGCCACAGCAACAAAAACCUUGUGCAGUAUUGGAGCCACAGAGAGCAUCGUGAGUUCAAAGGAGGUAAGCUUGUUCCUGAUUGGUGAAAAGUCAGCUGUAACAGAACGCCAAGGAGUAAACAAAAAAGCAUAGCAACAACAGAGUUUGCUGUCUCACUACCCUCAGCCUAGGCCAACCUGGACUCCUUCAUCCCAAAUGACGUGGCCUCUACCUUUUAUAUGAAGGCUGCGAUUUUCCAUCCAACUGUGAUCCAUCUUAAAACAUGGCAGUCCAGUACAGGCGGGAAGAUAAAACUGAACAACACAGCUAAAAUAAAGUGUAUUCCCAGAAUACACAUUGUCAAAACAGGAUGAAGUUGACCAGUGAAAAGUUGCCCAAGAACCCCUUUUAUACCGCUCUCUCCCAGUAUGGUGCUAAGAACUCAAAAUUCUUCCAGUGGAGGAAGGAAAAGACUGAUCAUUAUGGCCAUGCUAAUUUGGUGGACAAGGCAUUGCAGCUCUUGAAGGAAAGAAUAAGACGGGGGGAUGCUAUGGCAUAUUUCCUACGAGGUCAACUGUAUUUUGAAGAGGGAUGGUAUGAAGAAGCAUUAGAACAGUUUGAAGAAAUCCAGGAAAAAGACCAUCAAGCAACUUACCAGCUAGGAGUAAUGUAUUACGAUGGGCUGGGGACACCUACAGACGCUGAAAAAGGAGUGGAAUACAUGAAGAAAAUCAUCCAUUCUCCAUGUCCCAAAGCAAGACACCUACAAUUUGCAGCUGCCUACAACCUUGGAAGAGCUUAUUAUGAAGGGAAAGGUGUCAAACGAUCAGAUGAGGAAGCUGAAAGACUGUGGCUUUUUGCUGCAGACAAUGGAAAUCCAAAAGCUAGUGUGAAAGCUCAAAGUAUCCUAGGAUUGUAUUAUUCCACAAAAGAACCCAAAGAAUUAGAAAAGGCAUUUUAUUGGCAUUCAGAAGCGUGUGGCAAUGGAAAUCUGGAGUCCCAGGGUGCACUUGGGCUGAUGUAUUUUUAUGGACAAGGCAUCCGCCAGGACCCUGAAGCUGCCUUGCAGUGCUUAAGGGAAGCGGCAGAACGUGGAAACGUCUAUGCUCAAGGGAAUCUCGUGGAGUAUUACUAUAAAAUGAAAUUUUUUACUAAGUGUGUUACAUUUUCCAAAAGGAUUGCUGACUACGAUGAAGUUCAUGACAUCCCUACGAUAGCCCGGGUCACAGACUGUCUCCCGGAAUUCAUCACCAGAGGCAUGGCCAUGGCAUCCUUCUACCACGCCCGAUGUCUUCAGCUUGGCUUGGGGGUCACAAAAGAUGAAGCGACAGCGAAACACUACUAUUCUAAAGCAUGCCGUCUGAACCCUGCAUUGGCAGAUGAACUUCACUGUUUACUUAUACAUCAAAGAAUUUAGAUCAUAAUGCGUUUCAACAAAGACCAUCAACCCUGGCACCUUAGAACGGGUCUCCUUGCCAUGUCACACCAUCAACAGUAUUUCAUAUUUAACAUUAUAAUCAGACGACUUGGAAACAGUCUGCUUUGCUGAAGUACAAAAACUAAGCAGUCACACAAAAAGGUGAUGCGCAUCUGGUCUGAGAGAAGGACGGACUGCGCGCUGGAGGCAUGGUUUUUCCCUUUUCUUUUACCAAACUGAACAACUGAACAGUCAGAUGACAAUGAAGCACAGUACAUAAAUGGGGUGAGAGUUAUAAGCAACAAGAAUGAUUAAGUAUGCAACCCCCACAUGUGAACAGAAACGUAAAACUGAAUUAACAGUAAAUCCUCUGGUUGCCUUUCAAUUACUCACAAAUAACAGAUGCUUAUUGGCUCUUGUUUCCUGCAGUGCGUUGAAGAUUUUUAUUAUACCAUGCCGGGCAUUUUGCUGUCCAACGAGGCUCUGAAGCGUAUCUGAAAAAUCAGGUUUACAUUCUGUGCUACUACUGACAAAAAGUUUACAAUCCACGCAUAUUCAGUGAAGGAGACAGGACACGGUGUACCCACAACAAAUAAAGGCACUGGGGCAGGAGGGACAUAAACGAUCAGUUCUCUCAAAUGUUUAAAGAGAAAAUAAGUCUAUUUAGAAGUUUUCGACAUCAGGCAUUUAUACAAAUUACAAUUUGAAUACAUUGCUACCCAAUUCAAAAGUAACCUCUCUAAACCGUGUACUCUGGCAGGAUUUUUAAAGCACAAAACUUACUAUCUGUUCUAAAACAUUUUUCUAAUUAAAAAAAGCAUUACAACCAC